UCCGCGGUUCCUUUUGGCUUCGGUUUAAACCGUUUGUUUACACCGCGAAUCCGACGCAAAGUUGAACCAGAAAAUCGCCUUCCCAGUUGGUUUUAUGAGAAAAUUGUUGCCAAAAUGUCGCGUCGAAAUGUGUGGACCGGUGAGGAAACGAUGGAGAUGUUGGAGAUAAUUAAGGAAAAGAAUCUGAUGGAGCUGUUCACCAUGAACAGCCGCUCACUGAAGGCGGACUGCGACGUGUACAAGAUCAUCGAGGAGGAGAUGAAAAUGAAUGGUUUCCCAACGAAGGACAGCAGCCAGAUCUAUCAUAAGUGGAAAAAUCUGAAACGAGCGUUCUACAUUUCGAGAAGGACUAACCAAGGCACUGCGAACUGCGAGUUUGCCCGGGAACUAAAGGAAAUCCUAGAGCAACAGUGCCAGACGUCCCGAGAGGUUUUGGAGCAGCGUCGGAAACAAAUUACACAGGUCCUGGAAGAAGGACAACCUGCACCAACGAAGCGUCGACGCGGACCGCCACCGAAAACGAUUCGCAACCAGAUACUGGAAAAACUAUCCCGUAUGAUGAGGGAUCAAAGCGAGGAGUAUGCCAAGAAAUGGAACGAUCUGUACGAUUACGAGUUUAAGCUGUACAAGCGCAAGGAAAAGGAACAAACGGCAUCACUGAACGCUCUGUUGGAAACAAGCAAGGCCGAUGUGAUGUCUCGAUUCUUUUCGAUGUUUUCGGAUGAGGCUUCCACCGUACCGGAAGACAAUGAAGACGGACAAGCGCUCGCAGUGGAAAGCAUCGAACCAGUCGCCACUACUAGCACCCAGAGUGGAGCACCCAGAGUUUAUCAAACAAUUAAAUUUGAAUAAAAAGUGCUAAACGAAGGGCAAAGACGGAGUGAAUUAAUUUUAGCUCUAAUAAAAAAGAAUAUGAAC
Molecule: messenger RNA, 918 nt
Organism: Anopheles darlingi
Lineage: Eukaryota; Metazoa; Arthropoda; Insecta; Diptera; Culicidae
Exons: 3
Coding region: 115-852 (245 amino acids)
Source: RefSeq, a predicted model, not a curated record